AACAAAUAAGGAAAACUCAAAAAUUAAACAAAUAACCACCUUUAAUAAAAUGAAAGAUAAGAACAACAUGAUGAUCAGAAGGAAGAUAAAAAAAUAAUCCCCAAAAAAAUUUCAAAAUAUAGAUGAUUAGUUAAGCUCACCAUUAAUAACGAAUGAGAUUCUGUUAUAGAAAUACCCUAUCUAUUGCCCAAGUGAUAUCUCAAGUCCUCACUCUGCACGAGAAGAACCUGGUAGUAUGUUGGAAUUCUUGCUUCAUAUAGAGAAUUCUAACUACUCUCAGUUCAUAUGAAUUUUAUUGAUAAUAUAGAGUUGUUUAUAUUUAAUAUUUCGAUUAUAAGC
Paramecium octaurelia is the source of this 339-nucleotide messenger RNA. NCBI's taxonomy places the organism in Eukaryota, Ciliophora, Oligohymenophorea, Peniculida, Parameciidae. The record is from the annotation of a GenBank genome assembly.